AUGUUGGAUGGAGUGCAGACGAAAUUGCUGACAUAUUAUAAUCGGGACCUUUUCUCUGAUCAACAGAACUUUGCAUUGCCGCCCCGAAAAGCGAAUCCUCCCUUCUCAGAGUCUGGUGCUACUUCACCAUUAGAGGUCAUGUCUCCAAAGACGCCUACAAGUGCUGGUUUUCCAAAACGGCCUCUGCAUUCGCCUAUAUCACCACUGACUCCAGACUCACCCCUCUAUCCGGACGGCGUUUUCAGCCAUAUAUGGCUUCGGAAGCACCUCUACUUACAACCUUGCGCCUUUGUCUCCUUCCAUGAAUUCGCUGUUGUACCAGCGGCCCAAGAAGAAGCCGCCGACAGAGCCCUUGCAACUUCCAUCAAUGAAAUGAAAAGGGCCUUCCUCGCUGAUCCACGAAAGAUCAAAUUUGCCGUUGUCCUAAUCGCCCAGAAAACCCUCCUCGAAGCUCCAUCUAUCGAGAACAGAUUCGCAAUGAUCCGGAGGCUGACAAGUUUGGAUACCAAGAACUCCCUGUUCUUCUUACCUGCAAAAGCCUCGAGUGUCGAGCUUCAGCAAUUAGCAAAAAGUGUAGAAUUAUCUUUAACACCGACAGCCAUAGAGUUUUACCGGGAGCUAUCGAAACACGCGCGUAGGAAGCGCAGUCGUUCUUCAGCUCCGGUAGCAACUGUACCGCCUAGCUCAAUGUCGCAGACCUUAAGCAAUACAGGAUGGACCGUACGGUAUGAGAUGAAGCUUGCACUCUUUGCGGAAUUCCGAGCAGAGAUGGAUGCCGCAAUUCGUCAUUACGAAACGGCAUACGAAGCCUUGCUAGAAGUAUUCGAGACUACAAACAAUUGGAGCCCCCGUUGGAACGAUAUACGGCUACUUGCAGAUGUUAUGGCAGCUCGGACGAUAAGGUGCUACAUAUACUUCGAAAAUGGAACAUUAGCAGCAAGGAAAUGGGAAACGCAUCGACGGCGCAUGGCAGAUAUACUCGACCGCAAGGGUGCUGGGACGAGCACGUAUGGCUGGGCAGCAUGGGAAGCGCGGUGGGCAGUCAUCAUGGCAACAAUAGUUCACGGAUCGAAGAUAUUCACACCUGACCCCAAAGCCAACGAUAUCCCGCACUUUUACGCACCAAUAGACAAAUCUAUCAAGGUGGAUGAGAGAGUUUCCGCGAUAGAGCAUCUCCAUCACGCAGGUUUUUACUGGAUGAUGGCUGUAUCUUUCUCUAAGCUGCACAACCGGAGAGUCGACAGAUUACCCGAGUCAGAUUCGCCCGUCGACCUGUAUCUUGUAAAAGCUCCAGAAGAAGAGCAGCAAGUGGAUCUGUUAUCGGCAACUAUCAGAUACCUGAACGCAGGUGCCGCCACAUUUGUAGAAAAGGGUCAGUCACGGCUAAGAGCAAGAGUGUUAUUCGAGCUUGCGCAACUCGAGAUGUCUAGGGAGAACUGGCAGGUGGCCCUCGAUAGCUUGAAAAUUGGCCUCAGAUCAUGGAGGGCGGACCGCUGGACCCCAGAGAUUCUCAAGGAAGCUUUGACUUUGGCGCGAGGCUGUGCACUGAAGAUAUCAGAUGCGGCUUCGGCUUUGACGACAAGUUUAGAGUUGCACAGCAAAGUCCUUCCAGAGGGUACGCAAGUACCCGAACUAAGCAGCUGCCUAACCGAUAUUGAAGGUGGUGUACAAGGAGAAACUACACUAGCAAUACGUGCCCCGGAUAUUCUUCCAGUGAUAUCUGCUGAGUAUGCAUUUCUAGCUACCGAGGUAUCAGUCGGGGAGUUGGCCAUCUCGCAACUUGUCUUAAAAUCACAGGCUCAAUCAGGUUCCCCUCACCUAACUCUUCAUGAAGUAAAGGUUGAGUACAAGGGAAUGCUGAAGUCACUUGUUAUUAGACACGAAACAGUAGAAGGCGCAUCAGACUUCCAGGAUAUGAAAUCGAAGCUAAAAGAAAUCACCCCGAGCGAUGGCAAAAAAGCAUAUGUCGAAGGUGUCGCAGAUCUAGCUUUAAAUCCCGGCCAGAUCAAAGUAUUUGAAUUAAGUUCCCCCCUCCGAGAACACGGAGACGUAAGAGUUACUUCAAUUACUCUGACCCUCCGCGGAGAAGGAUAUGACAUUGAUUUGAUCAUCGACAUCGACGACUACAACCCCUUACUUCUCAAAACGAAGAAGGCGUAUGUUUGGAAAUACACGAACUCGGUAUUGACUAAGGUACCAUUGAAGACCUAUAGAUCCAUGUACUUGAAAAUCUUACCUCGACCUCCAAGACUUAUGGUCAAGAUCCUGCGUUUGGAUGACCCUGUAUACAUCGGCGAGCCUAUUAGGAUCGCGCUAGGAGUGGUCAACGAGGAAGAUGAAGAAGUAGAUGCAAGAAUGAAGAUCCGGAUACUGGGGUAUCCUGAUGAAAUUCCACUUAUUACCUGGGACCGAACGGAAACUUCAGACGCCAUAGAAGACGACCCAGAAACGCCCUACCAACUAGGCAGGAUAGCUCCAUCUGAAGAAAUCCGACGAUCAUUCACCAUCCCCUCUGCUGUUUUAGAGGCUGAAGUCUCAUUAGAAGUCAUCUCACUCUAUGUCCUAACAUCUGAUCCAGAAACACAAAUCUCUAAAACCGUCAAGUUACCCCCAUUCCACGUCCGACGUCCUUUCAGGACAAAAUUUGAUUUCUCGCCUAGUGUGCAUUCAAAGAAAUGGCCGAAUAUGUUCAGGCUAUCAACCGAGGAAGCUAAUCGUGAAUCUCAUGAGGAUGUACCGAAGGGAUUAACGCAAAGAUGGGUGUUUAAGUGCCAGAUAUCUUUGAUGGAGGCAGGGACUUUGGUCCUAGAUGGGUUUGUAUGCGAUGUAGCGAACGUUCAGGGUGGGAUUGUGUGCCAACUUUCGAGGGCAGAUGAGGUAAAUGAACAGGGUUAUGAACUCAAACCGGAUUCGAUUGUCGACAUUAUCUAUAUUCUAGAAGUCACAAAGCAUGCUCUAGAAGAUAGAAGAUCCUCGGAUGUAGAUCUAGACCUAAAAGUUAAAUGGCAGCGGCCAGGAGGCGAAAUAGUAGUGACGCCCUUGGCGGUUCCAAGGCUUCUCAUCCCCGGCAGCGAACCGAGGGUCCUCGCCGAAGCAUCGCCGUACAUCCCAGACACCAACAUCAUAAACCUAACUUACACUCUCGAAAACCCCACUAUGCAUGUUCUAACAUUCAACGUAUCAAUGGAUCCUAGCGAUACAUUCCAUUUCGAAGGACCUAAACAGCCCGGCGUGCAACUCAUGCCGUUGACUAGACUGGUUAUGGAAUAUAGAAUUUAUCCCAGGAUAAAGCAUGAUUGGAUCAGAGCUACGUUGAGGGUCGUGGAUAAGUACUACAACAAAAACUUGAGAAUUGCAGCUACGGACGGGGUCAAGGCGGCUGAUAAGGGUGGGUUGUUGGUUUGGGUCCCUUAG
Molecule: messenger RNA, 3414 nt
Organism: Orbilia oligospora ATCC 24927
Lineage: Eukaryota; Fungi; Ascomycota; Orbiliomycetes; Orbiliales; Orbiliaceae
Exons: 4
Coding region: 1-3414 (1137 amino acids)
Source: RefSeq, a predicted model, not a curated record